Molecule: messenger RNA, 990 nt
Organism: Zasmidium cellare ATCC 36951
Lineage: Eukaryota; Fungi; Ascomycota; Dothideomycetes; Mycosphaerellales; Mycosphaerellaceae
Exons: 6
Coding region: 1-990 (329 amino acids)
Molecular function (GO): oxidoreductase activity
Source: RefSeq, a predicted model, not a curated record
AUGGGUAUCAUUCAGAAACUCAUCGUUGCUUUUGCCUUUCUCUGUUUAGCCAAUACCAAGCCUACUGGCAAGAGGCAGGCUGGUGGAUGCGCCGCGCCUGUGCAGCGUCGAGCAUGGGUCAAUCUGAGCAACGAGGAGAAGCAAGCCUACAUUCAGGCCGAUAAAUGCCUCCAGAACACGCCAGCUCAAUAUGGCAUCCCAGGCGCUCGAACAGUCUGGGAUGAGCUGCAGUACGUUCACAUUCGGCAAGCCAACUUCAUCCACGGCGUGGGAACAUUCCUACCAUGGCAUCGAUACUACAUCAAACUGCACGAGACGCUUCUAUCAAAGCAUUGUGGCUACAGCGGCGGCAACCCCUACUGGCGAGAAGCCGACCACGCGGACAGCAUCUGGGCCACGAAUCUCUGGGACGCAACGACCGGCAUGGGCGGCGACGGCCAGGGCGAGCAAGGAUGUGUCGCAGACGGACCUUUCGCGGGCCUGACACUGAUCUACAAUGCCGCAGCGCAGCCUGCGGCACCUUACUGCUUGGCUAGAAGGUUCAACGUUGCGUCUUUUCAGGAGGCGGGUCAGAGUCAUAUUGAUGAGUGUUUUGCCAAGCAGUCGUACUGGGAGGCGAUGCAGUGCUAUGGCAAUGCGGUGCAUUGGGCUGGUCAUGCUGGCGUUGGCAGAGUGAUGGAAGACGCAAUGCUGGCGCCAGGCGAUCCAGUGUUCUUCUUGCACCACGCCAACCUCGACCGUCUUUACUACGAAUGGCAAAGAGCAUCGCCCGGCCGAGUGAACGAGAUCGCAGGCCCCAAUACUCCCGGCCCCGAGUUCGCCGCAGACAAUUGGGGUCGUCCCGGACCAGAGUUCACGGAAUCCUCAGGUGACGGCGGCGGAGAGACGACUCUCAACCACGUGCUGUGGAUGGCGGGCAUGAUCCCCAAUGCUACAAUCUCCCAAGUUCUAGACAUCCACAGCGAGAUCAACUGUGCGGACUAUCUCUAG